UAUGGGAAUCGGAUGUCUAGGAUCUUGCCCUGGACUAUAUUUAAUAGGAAUGGAGAAAAAGGCCCUUUAGCUAGCAGCUUGUGGGGGCUGAAAUUCCCACAAACCCGAAUGAACCCAAGAAUCAAAGCAGAUUUGAGGAAAAGAUUUACUGCUGCAUGGAGCGUGGAAAACAUUGCUUGGAUUCCUCGCUUUUCUCCUUCUCCUUUUCCUGAUACAUAGAUACACGGCAGAUACAUAGAUUGAUAAAGGUUUGCUGGAAGCAGGGGGCUGGAAGGUGAAGAAAAGAGAUGUGGAGGGAAAGAGUGGCCCGUCGGGUCGCACUCUGCUGCUGCCUCCCAGCCCCUCUCCCCCGGACUCCAGGAAAAUCAGAUGUGACAUUAAUGCAACCUGGAAAGAGAAAGGGAGGAAGAAGGAAGGAGAGCAGGCGGGAUGGAUCUAAAAGAAGGAAAUGGAAAAGAGGGGAAAUCAGAAGAUGGAAAGGCCAGUUCUGACUUGGAGCGCGAGGAGAAAGCAAGCGCGUGCGGAAGGGAUGAAGCCGGGGUCCUGAGAAACUUCGCGAGAGAGGGGCGCGGCGGCUGCCCAUCCAUGUUUGGGCAGAUUGGGAGGGACAGUAUCUGUUUAGAUUUGUGUCUAAAUUUAAACCCCAUCGGCCUCGCUCCCCGCCCCUCCUCCGCCGCUGGCUCCUUCCUGGUUCUCCGCCGAGCCCGGCGCAGCACAGCGCAGCCCGGCGCGCGCCGCCCACUCGGCCCGGCUGGGCUCACAGGGAGCGCGAGCUCGCCCCAGGACGACCUGGAGGACAUGGAGGACAGACCCGCAGAGCCCAGCACCCGCGUGGACAGCUCGGCGUCCCCGUCGGUGGCCCAGCUGGCCGGGCAGUUUCGGGAGCAGGCGGCUGCGGCCAAAGAGACACCGGCCAGUAAACCAACCCGAAGGAAACCACCCUGCUCUCUCCCCCUGUUCCCUCACAAGGUAGAGCUGGGCCAGAAUGGUGAGGAGAAAGCGUCUCCCCAUGCCAGCCACCCUCCUAAAGUCAAGGUGAAGAGCUCGCCCCUGAUUGAGAAGCUGCAGGCCAAUCUGACCUUUGACCCAGCGGCCCUGCUGCCUGGGGCCUCGCCCAAGAGUCCUGGCCUCAAGGCCAUGGUGUCCGCGUUCCACAGCCCUCCGCCCACCCCCAGCAGCCCGGGCGUGCGGUCUCAGCCCAGCGAGGCGGAGGAGGUACCCGUCAGCUUUGAUCAGCCCCCAGAAGGAAUUCACCUGCCCUGCUACAACAAGGUUCGGACCAGGGGCUCCAUCAAAAGACGCCCUCCCUCCAGGAGGUUCCGAAGGUCUCAGUCGGACUGUGGGGACCUUGGAGAUUUCACGGCCACGGAGUCAUCUCAGGAGAACGGUGCCAGGGAGGAGAAUGGGGACGAAGUGUUCCCACCCAAGAGCCAGGCCCCCGGGUCCCCGACAUCCCACGGGGCCUCGGGGGAGAGCAGGGUGCUGGCGGGCAAGCCCCCUCUGAGGAGGACAUCGAGCAGCACGGAGAAGCAGGAGGACAAGGCCAGGUGGAGCUCAGAAGAGGCCAGCGGGGGCCCAGCACGGGCGGGGAGCCCUGAGCCACCCCAGAACCCCAGCCCAGAGGCCAAGGGUGCGAGUGUGCGCCCCGCAGAGGCAAAGGCUGCCGGAAGGCAAGCAGAGCUGGGGAAGUCUGCAGAGGCAAAGCGGGGACACAGAGAGGACAGCCCCGGCCAGAAGAGCCAAGAUGCAAAGCCGGAGGAGGGGGCCCGGGGAGAGGAGACCCCCCAGAUUCCUCCCAGAGGAAAGGAAGGCGGCAGUGUCCCAACGCAGGAGGAAGGCAAGGAAAAUCGAGAGCAAGGAGCAGCUCCAGGCUGCAGCCCGAGGACGCAGCAGGCCACACCGGAGCCCAGAAGUGACACCCAGAGGGGGCCAGCGCUCCCCAUGGAGGAGGCCCCUGUCCAGGAUACUAAGAUGUGAAGAAGAGCUUGUGGUGGUGCCCCAUGACGAAGCUGCUGGAGGAGUGGAAGCAGAGUAUGGGCGAGUCUGGAGUCCCCUGGGACUGGGGUUUCCUGGUGAAUGUCCUGCAGGGCAGAGGCUGCAUCCGAGAGCAGCAGCUGUCUAUCAGCUUGAGUUUGUGUCACUAAAUGGACUUUGUUUAAAAAACAAACAUUUAAAACAGUGAAGAGUGGUAACACCUCCCCGGGAUACGGCCAGCCCCUAGGCUUCUUCACCCAGCUCCUGGAAAGCUUAUCGUAUGUUGCCUAUGUAAAGUUACAGCCUUUUUACUAUUCUGAAAUGUUUAUGGUUCUCAAAUAGCAGUAAGAAUUAAUUUUAAGGACCGGGGAUUUAGCUCAGUGGUUUUGCUGCCUGCUGUGCAAGCGCAAGAACCCGAGUUCAAUCCCCAGUACCAAAAUAAAGGAAUUAAUUUUAAAUGAACAGAAACGGAAGACAGUAGUCUUGUUGAAAAAUACAAAUAGAAGACCUUCAAUUGUGUCAAGACCCUAGAGACAGCCUGUCAGAUUGCUCCAAAUAUGAAUUGCACAAUUGAUUUUGAAAACACUGGGCUAGAAGGGAUAAUUGAGCUUUAAAAAAAAAAAAAAUAGCCAGGUGUGGCGGCGCAUGCCUGUAAUCCCAGAACUCUGGGAGGCUGAGCCAGGAGGUUUGCAAGCUCAAGCUCAGCCCAGGCAAUUUAGGAAAUUAAUGAGACUCUGUCUCAACUUAAAUAAUAAAAAAAGCCUGGGAACAUAGCUCAGUGCAAAGGCCCUGGGUUCAAUCCCCAGUACUAUGAGGUGUGUCAGUUCCAACAGGAGCUUUUCUGUUCCCAUAGUUUUCUAGUUCCCAGCCUUCUGCCACCUUGAGGGCACAGUGAGACUCCUGGGAGAGGCAGGAUGUCAGAGGGUCCUGCACCCCUCAGGCAGAGCAGUGGCACCCACAGGACAGACACUGAGAUUUAUCCUACAAAGAUGAACUCUGCACUCACAGAGCCCUGCUAGCUGGAUUCACACCUCCAGGGAGGCGCCUGAGUCCUGGGUGUGCAGGUGUGCAGGCUGCCUUAGAAAACAUCCUCCCUCCCUUGCUUCUGGGGAAGUUUUUCCCAAACCUAAAGCAGGUUUUCAUCUGGCUCAGGAGGAAUGAGCAGGGACCCCUUCUCCUCUCCUAGGAAGCUCUGGCCUAACGGUCUGCCUGGACUAGCAAAGGAGAAGCGGCUGACCCCUGCCCUCCUCACUUACCCCCCUGAAAGAUGCCAACCCAGUGAAGUGUUUAGUCUUCAGCUCGUUUUUAUCCUGCUUUGAGCAUUUCCGAGUCUCCCCUGGCCGGCUGGGUCAUGUGGAGCGAUUGUUCUCUGGCAGUCCCGUAGAGCACACCCGGCCUGCCUCCCAGGACUGUCUGCCACACAAAAAGUUCUUGCCUUUGUCACCAGUGGACCUCAGUUCCUCAUCCGAUUGACAGUUUUUUUUAAUUUCAGGAUAGUGUUAAUAUUUAGGGUAUGCAUAUUUUUUCAAAGCUAUUUUUCAAUAGUUUGUAACUUGUAACAGACUUGUAACCUGGUUGAGAUUGAUACUGUUGCGACUAUCAUAAACUUUGGAUUUUAGCAGAA
Messenger RNA from Heterocephalus glaber (naked mole-rat), 3598 nucleotides. It is a transcript of the gene Rcsd1, whose product is annotated as RCSD domain containing 1. Gene Ontology annotation, cellular component: WASH complex; early endosome. Gene Ontology annotation, biological process: retrograde transport, endosome to Golgi; protein localization to endosome; skeletal muscle contraction. The record is from RefSeq and is a predicted model, not a curated record. Gene Ontology annotation, molecular function: phosphatidylinositol phosphate binding; retromer complex binding; actin filament binding. Lineage: Eukaryota; Metazoa; Chordata; Mammalia; Rodentia; Bathyergidae.